AUGACGGUAUUACAUAGAUUAACUCGGCUUAUGUUAUUUGAUGAAGAGGUGGUUCAACUGGCUAAACUUUUAUCGAUAACAUCAUUUAAUAAAAAUACUCCACAAUGUAAACCUUGCUCAGUUUUAACUCAGUUACAAUUGCACAAGAAAGUAUCACAUAAUGAAGCUUCAAUUAUGUCCAAUUAUGCUCUUCGAAAAGCGACUUUGGUUCCCAUCGCAAUCAUUUUGCAAUUAAGUUUGAACAUGAUACUUUUAUUUUCAAGUUCCCCGCUUUAUUUCUCCUUUAAAUGA
Molecule: messenger RNA, 291 nt
Organism: Clunio marinus
Lineage: Eukaryota; Metazoa; Arthropoda; Insecta; Diptera; Chironomidae
Source: the annotation of a GenBank genome assembly